Molecule: messenger RNA, 1920 nt
Organism: Cylindrotheca closterium
Lineage: Eukaryota; Bacillariophyta; Bacillariophyceae; Bacillariales; Bacillariaceae
Source: the annotation of a GenBank genome assembly
AUGACCAAUACAGCCUUUAGACUCAAUAAUGUGAACAAGCGCAAACGAAAAGCACGGCCAUUACCCGAUUGGAUCUCAAGAGAAGACACCAAACGCAAGACACUCCAAGACGUCUCGACCGAUCUCACGUCGGAUUUGGAUUCUCUCCAGAAACGAGCCGUCAACGCGGCCUUGUCCGGUGCCAAUGUCUUUGUGACGGGUGUUGCGGGGACUGGCAAAUCGAGAGUCACUCAGCGAAUCGUCACGGCUUGUCAGCAAGCUGGACGACAAGUGGCAGUGGCCGCACCCACCGGGGUGGCCGCAGUCAAUUUGGAUCUGGACGCCCAAACCAUUCAUUCUUUGGCAGGGAUUCCGGUGCCACAAAAGGCACGGGAUUUUGGAAAUAUGUUCUCGCCGAAUACAAGCAAGAAAUGGCGGAAGCUACAAACGCUGGUCAUUGAUGAAAUAGGCAUGGUAACGGCCGAAUUCAUCGAUUGGUUGGAUGUUCAUGUGCGGAGGAUUCGACGUGCUCCUCUGGAAGUCUUUGGGGGGAUUCAACUCAUACUGGUUGGCGACUUCUGUCAACUUGGUCCCAUCCCUGGCAGUUUGAGUUUGCGCAAGUCCAAGCCGUAUCAUCCAAGCAAUCCUAGUGCCGAUUGCUUUAUGAACUUACAAGAAUGCACUGCCUAUGCCUUUCAAUCGGUCCUUUGGCGAGAAGCCAAAUUUGUCCACGUCCAUUUGCGCAAGGUAUACCGCCAACAGUCGGACCAAGCCUUUAUCCGAGCGCUACAAGACUUGCGAGAAUCCAAGGCGGACUCGGCCAAUGUCAAACAUCUAAUUCAACAAUGUCAGACGCCACUGCAAAACCGACCGGGAGCUUCCGAAACCAUUGCUAGUGGGAUUCGACCCACCGUCUUGUAUUGUACCAAUCGAAAUGUCGAUGAGGAAAAUCGUCGGGCGCUCUUGUCGCUCAAGAGUCAAGGAAGUUUGGCAAAGGUAUUUAAAGCGAUUGACUCUGUCCAAGUGGAUGAUGAGGUACCAGAGUCAUCUCGUGGUGUGUUCAGGGAAUCUUUGCUGCGCAACAAGUUCUUUGAUCAUUGUCAAGCAGCUCCGACGUUGGAACUAAAAGUGGGUGCUCAAGUCAUGCUCUUGCAAAAUGUGUCCGAAGACCGUGGCGGCAAGUAUUCUACUAGUCGUAGUGGCAGCAAUAAUAAUUCAAAGCAGCAGUUGGUCAAUGGGAGUCGGGGUGUGGUGAUUCGCUUUCAAUUGGUUCCGGUGGUGAGGGACAACAAGCAUACGGAAGAACGAUUGAUGGAUCCCUACGAUCGAGACAAGUUUGCUGGAAGACGAUUCGAUGAACUCAAAUUCGGUACCACAGUAGAAUUCGAUCAACGAGCAUGGACUGUCUUCAAGUUUGUCAAAUUUCCCGUCGUUCGGUUCCUCAACAACGAAGAACGUAUCAUUCUCCCAUCCGAAUUCAAACGAUCGCUCUUCCGACAAGGAACAUGUCUUCGCAAGCAAUUGCCAUUGCGUCUGGCUUGGGCCAUGACAGUACACAAGUCCCAAGGGUCCACAUUGGAUUUGGUACUGGUCGACUUGAAGGGUUGCUUCGCCACGGGUCAAUCCUAUGUGGCGCUGAGUCGGGCCAAGUCGAUGGAUGGAUUGGAGAUUCGCAACUUUGACGCCAAGCAAGUCUGCAGUGAUCCACUCGUCAAGGCAUUUUACGAGGCCAUGGAUCAAGAUACGAUGGAUGACUUUUUGGCCACCCAAGCGGGAUUGUGGUGGUAUCCCAUUUUGGAUUCUCCAGAAUGGAACAAGAUGUUUUCUCAAGCAUCCCAUUCCGUGGCCAAACAAAACUCCAGUCAGUUCCGUCAGUGGGUCAAGGACUACAAGCCGGGUCCAGACUACAAUGGAUGGAAGGGGAAAUUGGGCAGGUCCUAA